AGCAGCGAAGGGCUCAAGCCCGUCCCCCAGCAUGCCCAGCCGUGCCGCCUCCGUGAUGUGUUCCUGAGGCCACCUUGCGCGGACAGCCCACAGCGCCGCGUGCCCGCUCGUUGCCUCGCCUGCUCGCAGGCUCCGCUGCGGUGCUCUUCCCGCUCGCCUGCCAGAGCUUCCGCCGCGCCCCUGGCGCGGGCCCGCGCUGCUCUCGCGCAUGCGUGCGUUGCUGGCGGUCCUCGUCGCCGUCCCGCCGCCCGCGCGCGCCGGCCGCGGCGCCUGUGCGGAAACGCAGGGCCGAGGCGCGGCGCCCGGCGUCGCGCUGCUGCAGCUGCCGCUGCCGCCGCUCGGGCGCGCGCCCGCGGACCCGGCCUGGAGGCCUGCGCCCACCGCGCCCGGGGAGGCGGCCGCGGUGGCCGCGGCGCCCUGGGGCGGGGUGGCGCCGGCGCUGCUGCUCCGCUGGGGGCGCGCCCGCGCCUCGCUCGGCCAUGCCGCCGGGGCCGGCGCCCAGCUCGUGUGCGCGGUGCGGGGCGGUGCCAGCGGCACUCGGGCCAGCGCCAAGAGCAGCGGCGCGGGCGGCGGCGCGGGCCCAGAGGCGGCCGCGGCGGGCGCGGCGGCGGGGGGGGCCGCAGAGCCUUGCCUCCUGGGCCUGACGAAGUUCGGCUGGGCGGCGGUCUGUGCGGUCGUCGGUAUGGGCGGCGUGCUGGCGUGCAUCCCCCUCGUGCUGUGGUUCUCGAGGCGGCGGCCGGCGGGCCAGUCGGUGCUCGACGACUUCUGCUGCCGAGAGCCCGCCAAGCCGUACGGGCAUGGGCCCCCUCUGGAUGUGCCAUCACUGGUCGCGACCGAGCGGCUCGUGUUCCAGCAAUCUGUGGCGCAGUCCAGCUCCCCGUCCCCGGCCUUCCCGCAGAGGGCCUCCGCCUGAGGCGGCGUGGCGCCCGCCGCCUGCGGCCCCGCGGCCGCGGCCGGCGGCGCUCGCCCUCUCGCGCAGGGCCGACGUGCACGAGGUCGAGCACCCGACUCGACGCGCAUCGGAGAGGCUCAAUGCAUACCCAUUGCUUGGUCGGCCAAGGCGCCGAUGAGCUCGGCGAGGGGGCUCUCUAGGAGGCGUUCGCCUUCCGUCGGGCGCCGCGUGGUGCUCGGGCGGUAAAGGGGGAGGGGGCAAGAGAGGUGCGCCAUCAACGCUCCGUUCUGGUCCUGGUCCUCCCGCCUCCCCAUCGCCCCUGGCUGUGCCCGAAUAUUUGGACGGCCUGGCCCGCGCUGGGGCGAGGCUGCCUCCCGCCACAGCUGGCGAAGCCCAGCUGAAAAGUACAGACAUAUCCCAGCGAAUGGGGCCAGCAUCGCUGACCAACAUGGCCACUUCCAGAAAUGGUUUCGUCUUCGAGGGGUCGAGAAGUUGACA
Messenger RNA from Prorocentrum cordatum, 1390 nucleotides. Lineage: Eukaryota; Dinophyceae; Prorocentrales; Prorocentraceae. The record is from the annotation of a GenBank genome assembly.